GCUUACAACUCUGUCUCUCGCUCUCCCUUUAGAAGAAAUGCUAGCCGUGGCGGUGCGUUAGACACAUCAACACAAUAGACGUUUUUAUUUUAUUUUUUUUAAAAGCACUGUUUUUAAAACGGGAUAGAAAAAUAAGGGGGGCGUUGCCAUGCUGGAUAAUGGCAUAUAUAUGUAUUUUUUUACCUGAACAGAAAAGAGAAGAAUAUUGCCCGAUGGCUCGCAAGAUUGCCUGCUGACAGCUGUACACGCCGCCACUUUGUGUCUGCACGAUGGCGACCGAUUUGGAGACUCCGACCACCUGUGCAGUGUCGAACUCGGGCCUCGAGCCAGACGAGGACGAGGAGCACUGGCUAUACGGGGAUGAAAAUCCAAGCAAACAAGAUGAAACGUCUCUACUUGGGUUUGGAAGUUCCUCUCAGCCUUUGCAGGAUGCUUCACAAGAAAUCCAAAUUAGUAGUCUUGAGGACAGAGAGAACACCGAACCAGUUGCUCAAAGUGGUGAAGAUGAUGAAGGGGAAGAAGACAGUGAAAGCGACAGUGAUGAAGAUGAUGUGAAAGUCACCAUUGGAAAUAUUAAAACAGGAGCUCCAUCUUACAUGGGCACCCCGAUGAACUUAAAUCUAAAGACGGGACGUGGGUAUGGACCUUCUCUAACAAACAAGCUGCAGCCAAAAGGCAUAGAUUUAGAGGCUUCAGGAAACAUCAGUGGACUACCAGUGUUAGAAGUGGAUUUGGAUUCCUUUGAAGACAAGCCUUGGAGGAAACCAGGGGCUGACCUUUCUGACUACUUUAACUAUGGCUUCAAUGAAGACACUUGGAAAGCUUAUUGUGAAAAGCAGAGGAGGCUUCAGCUGGGCCUGGAACCAAGUCUUCCAAACAACACAGAGAAUAAAAUUACAGUUCAGCAGGGCAGAACUGGCAACACCGAAAAAGAACCAGAGCCUGUCCCCAAGCAGGAAUUCUUACAAGAGUUUGCAUCUCCUACUGGAGGCAGAGUGAAAGCUGGUCCCCCACCAAAUAGCUGCAGUCAGUUUUGGAUGUGCUCAGAUGGAGAAGAGGAAGCAGUCCCUUUCAGAAAGUUGGGUGGAACAAUUGAUGUAAUUGGUGGGCAGACUGGAGCCAUACGAAGAGUUGAAGGGAGGAGAAGAGAGAAGCAUGGAUCUGAGGAGAAUCCAAUCCAGGUUCUUGGAGACCACGGAAACAAGACACAGCAAUUUACACCUUCCAGUGGGCCUCCUCCACCACCUCCUCCCAUUGCUGCACCUCCACCCCCACACUUCUUGCAACCUCCUCCUCCCAUUACCAGUGUUCCUCCUCCACUGCACCCUCCAGCUAUGACCAGUUGACGACAGAUGAGAGGA
Polypterus senegalus (gray bichir) is the source of this 1361-nucleotide messenger RNA. Its product is annotated as pre-mRNA 3'-end-processing factor FIP1-like. Bases 270 to 1346 code for a protein of 358 amino acids. Gene Ontology annotation, cellular component: mRNA cleavage and polyadenylation specificity factor complex. NCBI's taxonomy places the organism in Eukaryota, Metazoa, Chordata, Cladistia, Polypteriformes, Polypteridae. The record is from RefSeq and is a predicted model, not a curated record. Gene Ontology annotation, molecular function: RNA binding. The transcript has 12 exons.